AUGCCAAAUGUACAAAAGUCAAUGAGCGUCCAGGAACAAGCAAGUCUUCGCAACUUUACAACAUGCAGGUGUUGGCCAGAGAAGAAGCCGAGGCACCGAAAUAAUCACGAAACCAUGAUUCGAAAUACCAAUAUCCCGGCACCGAAAUUCAGAGACGGCAUCAAGUGGACGACGUCGCAGUCGUCAAAUGACCGGCCGGAGCCCGGAGGUCUUCUUCUUAUGAGAGUUUGGAUAUUUUACGGUUCGGGACAAAUUCAACGUUGGUUCGGAGCGUGGAUCCCGGGUGUGACUGGAUUGAGAGCCGGCAUCCCACUAUCGAGACUGUCAUUUCAUAGCACGUUCGAUUCCCGGGGGGAUGGAUGCCACAACGUUUCGGCAGAUAGCGGUCUGGGCAUUUUCGGAGACGGGAAAUCCUCACGCUGGGCUUCUAUUGUGGUAUGCGGUGACCACGGCAAGGACUGA
Molecule: messenger RNA, 462 nt
Organism: Colletotrichum lupini
Lineage: Eukaryota; Fungi; Ascomycota; Sordariomycetes; Glomerellales; Glomerellaceae
Exons: 4
Coding region: 1-462 (153 amino acids)
Source: RefSeq, a predicted model, not a curated record